AUGGGUCAACACAUUCUUAUCCUUGGCGGUCAUGGAAAGAUCGCGCAGAUACUGACGCGGCAGCUAUUGAAGAAGCCACGGACUAUCGCCACCGUUAUUCGAGCUCAAGAACAAGUUCCCCAGAUUGAGAGUCUCGCCUCUGGACAAAAGCGUCUUAAUGUUCUCGUCCGGAGCUUGGAAGACAUCAAGAGCGUCUGCCAAGCCAAGAACAUUCUCGAGGAGGUCAAACCGGACGCUGUUGUCUGGAGCGCUGGAGCAGGUGGAAAAGGAGGCCUCGAUCGGUUCAUUCCCAUAUCAUAUCUGGCCUGCCGCCGCCAAUCGCCGAGCUGGUGGGAUAGCGAUGUCUGGACGUACGCCCUCGAGAUGCAAAGCGGCGAUCUUUCUAAUUAUUGCAGGGCUAAGCUAGCUGCUGACGAGGUUCUUCUUCAAAAUUCAUCUCUCCAAUCCGACUUUUCAGGAAUAAGUCUUCGUCCCGGUAUGUUGUCGGACGAGCCCGCGGGGCAAGUCGAACUUGGGAAGACCAAGACCUCGAGGGGCAAUGUUAGCCGAGCGUCUGUGGCAGACACUAUCGUAUCAUUGCUGGAGAACCAAAAUGUGGAAAGUUCGUGGUUAGAUUUGUUAUAUGGUGACCACGAUGUCAACGUUUCUGUAGAAAGGAUCGCCAGCGCAGGCCUAGACGCGGCCGAAGGAGAAGGCAACUGA
Molecule: messenger RNA, 702 nt
Organism: Fusarium oxysporum Fo47
Lineage: Eukaryota; Fungi; Ascomycota; Sordariomycetes; Hypocreales; Nectriaceae
Product: SDR family oxidoreductase
Exons: 2
Coding region: 1-702 (233 amino acids)
Source: RefSeq, a predicted model, not a curated record